Molecule: messenger RNA, 2315 nt
Organism: Artibeus jamaicensis (Jamaican fruit-eating bat)
Lineage: Eukaryota; Metazoa; Chordata; Mammalia; Chiroptera; Phyllostomidae
Gene: ALOX12
Product: arachidonate 12-lipoxygenase, 12S type
Exons: 14
Coding region: 32-2023 (663 amino acids)
Biological process (GO): lipid oxidation; linoleic acid metabolic process
Cellular component (GO): cytosol; sarcolemma
Molecular function (GO): linoleate 13S-lipoxygenase activity; arachidonate 15-lipoxygenase activity; protein binding
Source: RefSeq, a predicted model, not a curated record
UCCUCCUCGCCUUGGUUACUAGGGGACCACCAUGGGCAGCUACCGCGUCCGUGUGGCCACCGGGGCUUGGUUCUUCUCCGGGUCGCACAACCGGGUGCAGUUGUGGCUGGUCGGGGAGCGCGGGGAGGCGGAGCUGGGGCUGCAGCUGCGGCCAGUGCGGGGCCAGGUGGAAGAGUUUGAGCACCAUGUUGUCGAGGACUUGGGGCCACUCCAGUUCGUGAAGUUGCGCAAACAUCACUCCCUGGUGGACGACGCGUGGUUCUGCGACCGCAUCACGGUGCAGGGCCCCGGAGCCAGCUCGGAGGCCACCUUCCCGUGCUACCGCUGGGUGCAGGGCGAGGGUGUUCUGAGCCUGCCCGAGGGCACCGCCCGCCUGGCAGGAGACAAUGUGUUGGAUGCAUUCCAGAAACAUCGAGAGAAGGAACUGAAAGAAAGACAACAAACAUACUGCUGGGCCACCUGGAAGGAAGGGCUACCCCUGACAAUAGCUGCAGGCCGUGAGAAUGAUCUCCCUCCAAAUACGAGAUUCCACGAGGAGAAGAGACUGGACUUUGAAUGGGCACUGAAGGCAGUGUCACUGGAGAUGGUCCUCAAAAAUGUUUAUACCUUCCUGAGCACCUGGAACCAGCUGGAGGAUUUUGAUCAGAUCUUCUGGGGCCAGAAGAGCACCCUGGCUGAGAAGGUUCACCAGUGCUGGCAGGAAGAUGAGGUUUUUGGCUACCAGUUCCUCAAUGGCACCAACCCCAUGCUGUUGAGACGCUCCACCUCUCUGCCCUCCCGGCUGGUGCUGCCUUUAGGGAUGGAGGAGCUUCAGGCCCAGCUGGAGAAAGAACUCCAGAAGGGUUCCUUAUUUGAGGCUGACUUCAUCCUGCUGGAUGGAAUUCCAGCCAAUGUGAUCCGAGGAGAGAAGCAGUACCUGGCUGCCCCCCUCGUCAUGCUGAGGAUGGAACCCAAUGGGAAGCUGCUGCCCAUGGUCAUCCAGGUCCAGCCUCCCAACCCCAGCUCCCCGACCCCACUGCUGUUCCUGCCCUCAGAUCCUCCACUUGCCUGGCUCCUGGCAAAGUCCUGGGUCCGAAGUUCAGAUUUCCAACUGCACCAGCUCCAGUACCAUCUGCUGAACACUCAUCUGGUCGCUGAGGUUAUCGCUGUUGCCACCAUGAGGUGUCUCCCAGGAAUGCACCCUGUCUUCAAGCUCCUGAUCCCACACACCCGCUACACCAUGGAGAUCAACACCCGGGCACGGGACCAACUCAUCUCAGCUGGUGGUAUAUUUGAUAAGGCGGCGAGCACAGGUGGUGGGGGCCACGUACAGCUGCUCCGUCGGGCUACAGCUCAGCUGACCUACCGCUCCCUCUGUCCUCCUGACGAUCUGGCCGACCGGGGCCUGCUGGGACUCCCAAGUGCCCUCUAUGCCCACGAUGCUUUACGGGUCUGGGAGAUCACUGCCCGGUAUGUGGAAGGGAUUGUCCACCUCUUCUACCAUGAGGAUGAUGUCGUGAGAGGGGACCCUGAGCUGCAGGCCUGGUGUCGGGAGAUCACUGAGGUGGGGCUGUGCCGGGCCCAGGACCGAGGUUUUCCUGUCUCCCUCCAGUCCCAAAAUCAGCUCUGCCAUUUCCUCACCAUGUGUGUUUUCACGUGCACUGCCCAGCAUGGGGCCAUCAACCAGGGCCAGCUGGACUGGUAUGCCUGGGUUCCUAAUGCCCCGUGCACAAUGCGAAUGCCCCCACCCACCACCAAGGAAGAUGUGACAAUGGACACAGUGAUGGGCUCACUACCUGAUGUCAGAAAGGCCUGUCUUCAAAUGGCCAUCACAUGGCAUCUGAGUCGAAGCCAGCCAGACAUGGUGCCUCUGGGGCAUCACAAAGAAAAGUAUUUUUCAGACCCCAAGGCCGAGGCUGUACUAAAGCAAUUCCAAACAGAUCUGGAAAACCUGGAAAGGGAAAUUACAGCGCGGAAUGAGCAACUUGACCUAACCUACGAAUACCUAAAGCCCAGCCACAUAGAGAACAGUGUCACUAUCUGAGCUCUAAGGUGCCUCCCACCCUGAAAACUUCAGAUCAGCUCUAGGACUGCCACUUCUAUUUUGAAUUUCAUGGUUUGCUAAGUGUCUGCUGCUAAGGCUCUAUUUUCUCUCCCAGCUAAAUCCUCUACAUCAGUAUCCCAGGGGGGCAGCACACCUUUUCUGUAAAAACCCAAAUAAAAAUGUUAGGAUUUGUAGGCCACACAGUUUCUGUCACAAUUACUGAACUCUCCCACUGUAGCAAAAAGCAGCCACAGACAAUGUGAAAAUGAAUGUGUGACUGUGUUCCAAUAAA